AUGCUUUCUGAGGAGUGAGUAAAUAGAGGUCCGUGCAUCGGCCCUGACCUUCGUGAGCCUAUUCUGCGUCUCUCUAGGGUUUGGUGGAUUUUGGAAUUCUCUCGCAGAUUUGCCUUUAUGUUCCCUUCAAUUUCUCUCCCAAUACAUUCAGGUUUCGUUUAAUAUUUCUCCUAAACCUUUCUCUCCCUGCUCACAAAUUCUCUUUGCACUUUCUUCAUCGCCAAAAUUAUGUUUAUAUUCUCUUCCCAAUUCAUCGCCUUCGUUACCUUGUGUCAAAAUCUUCGAGUUUUUGGCCCCGGUUUGAAUCCUUUUUCCCCUUAUUGCAUUGCUAAUCACUCCCUCGCUUCCCGCUAAUUUCGCUCUGUUCGGGCCUCUCUCAAAGUAUUCUCCUUCAAUUUUUCUCCGAUUUAUAAUGUAAAUCCGGGGUCUUUCCACUUUUAGGGUUCUUUUUCUCUCAGGGAAUCUGCUGCUACGAAACGCAAUCUUUGGUGAUCGCAAUCUUUGGUGAUCUUUUGAGACUCCAGGUUGCUACCGAAACAGUUAUGUAAAAAAUACGUGAUCUCUCCGUCGGCCUGGUCUUGCAAAGUUUUCUGCUUGAUUGUCGUUGCAAAAAUUGAAGAACAGUGCAUACUUCCCUUUGCAUAGUGCGGUUUUUGAUUAACUUAGAAAUUUCAAGAAAAAGAUAUGAGGAAAGAGAAGUUGGUCACGAAUCAAUUACGGCGCACUUUGUCGAGAAGGCAGUCGUUCCGGUGUGGGAUUGAUAGGGAUGACAGGGGUUGGACUAUGCUCCAUGUUGGAGCUCGAAAAGGUGAUCUUAAAGAGGUGAAACGACUUCUUGAUGAAGGAAUGGAUGUUAAUGUGGCUGCAUGGGGUCCAAAAUCAAAAGGUAUUACUCCUCUCCAUCUCGCUGCUGAGGGUGGCCACCUUGAAGUUAUGGAUGAAUUGCUUGAGCGUGGAGCUGAUAUUGAUGCUAGAACAUGGGGUGCAUGUGGUUGGACACCACUUCAUGCUGCAGCAAAAGAAAGGAAGAGAGAAGCAGUCAAGUUCCUGGUAGAAAACGGGGCAUUCUUACCAGAUGACAUCAAUGAUACCAGAUUUAAUCCACCAGUACAUUACUGCCAUGGUCUGGAAUGGGCAUACGAAGAGAUGAAGCGUAUCCAAGGAGAUAGUUCAUCAGCAGGCGAUACCUCUUACAGUUCUGAAAGUUGAUGUUCUUUGAUUGUCCUGCUCUUGGCUGGGGUUCCUUUAACGAUCUUCCGUGCUGAAUACUUCCAUAAAUAAUAUUCAAGUACGUGAUUUGUUUGUCAAGCUUGUGUAUGGAGUGUGCUUAGUGUUGCAAUUUAGUAUCUUUGGACAUAUAGCGUAUUGCUUUAACACUCGGGUAUAAUGCUUUGACAUUAUGUGUGCACUUGGUCUGUUAUCUUAACACAUGAAUCUAAUCUGUUUUUUGAUCAUCAAAGUUUGUUGUCAACAACAUGAAAA
Carica papaya (papaya) is the source of this 1482-nucleotide messenger RNA. RefSeq names its product phytochrome-interacting ankyrin-repeat protein 2-like. The record is from RefSeq and is a predicted model, not a curated record. Gene Ontology annotation, biological process: protein K6-linked ubiquitination. NCBI's taxonomy places the organism in Eukaryota, Viridiplantae, Streptophyta, Magnoliopsida, Brassicales, Caricaceae. Gene Ontology annotation, molecular function: protein binding; ubiquitin-protein transferase activity. Gene Ontology annotation, cellular component: BRCA1-BARD1 complex; BRCA1-A complex.